UUGAAUUGUAAGCUGACUGCUAGCUUUGUGGUUGUUUACGUUGUUAAACAAAAUCUAGAGGAUCAUGAACCAUUGUCUCCAGCCUUUGGUGGACCGUUUCCAGAUUCUUCCAUAGUUGCAGUUGACACAAAUCUUGAUACAUCCACUCCUGACACUUAUCGAGCACCGCCUACACCUUUGCCUUACGAUGUUGGCUUGACAAUUGCAGAAAACCCCGAUUUGGAGAAGUCAGACAUUAAGAGCAAAACUGAUGAGCAGCAGGAAUCUUUGAAGAUGGAUGAGUACGAGUCAUGCAAAAAAGGUGCCUCUGAAGAUAAGCCUGAUGAGGAGGAUGUUUGCCCUAUCUGUCUUGAAGGUUUUAUUUAUCUGGACCAUGGGACUCUUUACACUGACAUGAUUAGAACUGAAUACUGCGUAUUUGUUGAACACUAUCUUUACUUGUUUGGUUGUGAAACUUGUGGAACUGAAUGCAUAUGCUUCCGCUGCUCUUACUGUAGCCCUGCCGCUUUCUUGUUAUCAGGCUAACAGUUUUUUGGGUGUUAAGUGCUUCUUUUAGUUGAAAUAUAAUUAUUCUGCAGUCAGUUGGAUGAGACAUGAAGCACAACUGCAUUUCUGAAUUAAUGGUGGAGGGAGGAUACAUUACCUAGAAUCUGCUGGUUAAACAAUUUGUGUGCAUCCUUAAUCCUUUAUUCAUGUGCAUGGAUUUUCUGCUUAUGACAACAGGAGGAUUACAAAGUGCUUGAUUGCGAAAUACAUAUCUGCCCCUGGUUCUUAAGUUCAAAGUUAGAAACCCUGAAAUUUCUUCUGUUUUUAUAUUCUUCUGAAUUUAUGAUGUCCGCUGGUUCCUUUUUGGUUCAUUUAGGGUCUGUAUAUACAUAUUGUAGUACAUUAGAUAGGUGAUAGGGAAAAUUGAUUCUAGCUUAUGGUUGGUUUGGACAAUCCCACCAUAGGUGACAGUGAAAAACUGAUUCUAGUGUAUGGUUCAUUCUGUGGGAGUGGAGGUAUAAAAUCUCCUGUGUUUGUCUGGGUGUAUUUUUUAAUUGUAUUUUUUGUCUGGUUUUUGUUCAGCUUAUCUGUUGGUUCCUUGAUGAAAUAUGGGACGCAGGCGGGCAUCGUUUGGUCCGCAAGAGAUGUAUUUUAAGCCUUGUGGCUAAUGCAGCUUUCGUUGACAAGAUGAUAGAUAGAACUAUCUAUCUGGAUGUGGUUG
Molecule: messenger RNA, 1207 nt
Organism: Phragmites australis (common reed)
Lineage: Eukaryota; Viridiplantae; Streptophyta; Magnoliopsida; Poales; Poaceae
Exons: 2
Source: RefSeq, a predicted model, not a curated record